AUGACCCCGAAUACCUCUCAGCCCAUCCUCAGCGCUCCCACUCACCUCCUUGCCUCGCCAUGGCUAGCCAAUGACCUCAGUGUCAAGAGCCUAGUUCUUGUGACAUUGGCUGUUCUCAUUUUUGCACCCAAACUCGCCAAGUUGAUCCAAAACAUCCUGACACCGGUGUUCUCGAUCCCCGGACCACUCAUCAACAAGAUAAGCUCAUGGCCACUGGCCAUUGCAACAAUUAAUGGAAGCAGUCACGAUUUUGCGCAAAGACUCCACGAGAAACAUGGCCCCAUUGUAGUUCUUGCACCCGGGAUGGUUUCCGUCUCCGACACGACGGAGAUUAAGCGAAUCAUACAUACGGAGGACUGGAUGAAAUCUCGGGCUAUUUAUGGAAAUUUCCGCCAAGACCCGGAGCGUCCUACGCUGCUCGCUUUUACCGACAAGAAGCCCUACUCGAAGCGGAAGCGCAUGGUGUCUUCCAUGUUUGGCAUCAAGUACAUCCGCAGCAUGGAGCCUCUGAUGUUGGGCUGCGUCGAGGUCGCCGUAGAUGUAAUGGGCAAGACGUGUGAUGGCGCGACCGGUGAUUUUGCCGUCGUCGACGUGCAACAGUUUAUUCAUGCUCUGGCCAUUGACAUCAUCGGCGUCACCACCUUUGGCCAAAGUUUCCACGUUGUCGAGAAUGGGAGUCAUCCGCUGCCAUCAAGUCUCAAAAAGGGCUUGAAGAUCGCCGGUCUCAUGCAACUAAUUCCCUGGAUUCGCAAGAUUCCCUUGCUCCCCACCAGAGACCCCUACGUUAGCAGCUUCACCUAUGACAUUGUCGACAAUCGCCGGCGGACAUUCCGCGAGACGACGACACAGGAUCUACUGCAAAAGCUUGUCGAGGUGUCGGACGAUUCGCCCGGAUCCGACUUCAACACUACGGACGUGCAAGAUGAGAGCGUGGUCAUGUUGACGGCCGGCAGUGAAACAACGGCAAAUGCCGAAUUGUUUACCCUCAUCAUGCUGCUCAAGCAUCCCGAGGCUAUGCAUCGAGUUCUCGAGGAAGUGGACGAGUGGUAUUCGCCUGGAGACAGAAGUAGACCUACAGACUGUGGCUACUCACAAGCGGGAAUGACGUACCUACAGGCCUGCAUUGAUGAAGCCAUGCGCCUGGUGCCAGGGCAGCCGAAUGGAAGUCCGAGGGAAGCUCCCAAGGAUGAACAAGUUCUCGGAUACCGGAUUCCCCGGGGGACUACCGUGUUUCCUAAUACCCAGGCAGCGCAUUUACAGGACGUCUUUGCGGACCGGCCUGACGAGUACGUUCCGGAAAGAUGGCUCGACAUUUAUAGUCAAGGCAAUGACGGCAGUAUUCCAUAUUGGCCCUUUUCGGCAGGAAGUCGAGUGUGUAUUGGAAAGCACUUUGCCAUGCAAGAGAUGCAUCUCACUCUGGUGACGCUUCUCAGGCAUUUCACAUUUCAGUAUGUCCGGGGCCAAGAUGAGAGCACAAUGUUUCGCAUCGCCCAGCAGUUGCGAUCAAACUCGUACAGUGUCGAGGUGCAGAGACGGGCGGUAUCUUGA
Messenger RNA from Metarhizium brunneum ARSEF 3297, 1548 nucleotides. RefSeq names its product Cytochrome P450 monooxygenase FUS8 (gene FUS8). NCBI's taxonomy places the organism in Eukaryota, Fungi, Ascomycota, Sordariomycetes, Hypocreales, Clavicipitaceae. The record is from RefSeq and is a predicted model, not a curated record. Gene Ontology annotation, molecular function: oxidoreductase activity, acting on paired donors, with incorporation or reduction of molecular oxygen; iron ion binding; heme binding.